CGUUACUGGAAAUACGUCUAUUAGAAUGGAAUAUUUGAAUUACCGAAUUAAAUUCAAAACAUUUAUGGGUUUACAUCAGCGGUGUGGAAGAUUGACUUGUUGGUGUAAUUAAUUGCAGUUAUAAUUACGUAGUUAUUUUGGAAAAUAAGUGUAUAAAAACUAAAGGCCACAAAAUGCAUACAAAACCGGAAAUAAGUAUCCUCAAUAAACGCUAUCGCAUGCAAAUACUCGCCACUUUAACAGUACACAUUAUGACCUUCGCUCAUGCCGCCGGCAUAGGUUGGCUUUCACCGACAUUGAAUAAACUCCAGUCGCCUGAUUCGCCGCUCCAUUUUCCGAUCACAACUGAAGAGGCCUCCUGGAUUGGUUCUGCCUUUGGAUUGGGUUACAUACCGGGAAAUAUUUUCUUUGGACUCACAAUCAAUCGAUUCGAUCGUAAAUUUAAUUUGUACAUUUUGGCCAUUCCACUAAUGAUGUUUUGAACGCUCAACUAUCUGGCGCAAAGUGUCGAAUAUUUGUAUGUGGGUCGCUUUUGUGCUGGAGUCGCUAGCGCUGGAAUCUUUUUGGCUGUGCCGCUUUUUAUAAGUGAAAUAUCCGAUAAAGAAAUUCGCGGGGCGCUCACUUCCAUGAUUAUGAUGUCCUUCAGUGCUGGCUUGCUUAUCGGUUACAUAAUGGCCACCUAUCUCAAUUACCACAUAAUAUGUUGCAUAAUCUUUGCACUACCCAUUAUUUAUCUCUUCGGUAAUAUAUUCCUUCCGGAGACACCUCAAUGCCUACUGAAACGUGGCUAUGAACAGCAGGCUAAGAUGUCAUUCAUCUUCUACAAAGGCAUUAUAAUUAAUGUUGAUCACUCUGAGCAAAAUACGUCAAUAGUAGUGAGCGAAUUCGAUGAAUUGAAGGCGGCCAUCGUGAACGGUGGCCUUGACACGCCGGUCAUGCUCAAAGAUUUUCUAAACAAGUCUACACUCUUCAGUUUUUUCACUGCAGCCAAUUUGUGUGUGCUCAACCAGUUUUCGGGUAGUUUUGCCAUCAUGAAUUAUAUGGCGAAUAUCUUUGCCGAAUCUGGCUCAACAUUGAAUCCGAAUGUCAGCUCUAUUCUUAUGGGAUGCGUGCAGAUGUUGGGAGCAGUAACGGUUAUUAUUUUGGUGGAACGUUUCGGUCGUCGGCCUUUGCUUUUGUGCUCGGUGGUCGGCAUGAUGGCUAGUAUGUAUGGGUUUGGAGCAUUCGUACAAUUCACAGGCGCGGAAACGAAGGCUGAAUACAAUUGGGUUCCUAUCGUUCUCAUGACGUUCGUGGUUUUCAACUCGGCUUAUGGAGUCUUUGGAUGUUUCUAUGCCCUCGUGGUUGAGAUACAUCCAGCGAAGAUUCGUUCACAAGCUCUAUCGAUUUCUAUGCUAUUUAUCGGUGUACUGCUGUUCAUAGCCUUGAAGCUUUUUCCGUAUUUCCUGUUCGAAUUAGGCAUCCCCGUUACUAUGUAUUCGUGUGCCACUGUUUGUGUGGUUACUGGCAUAUAUCUAUUUUUCUUCCUACCAGAGACAAAAGGCAAAUCAAUGGAGAAGGAUUAAAAGAAACCGAACAAAUAUUAUAUAGUUUUUACUGACGCAAUAAUCAAAAAUGAUAUCCCGUGUGAAUGUCUGAUUGUCGAGCGAAGCAAUAAAAUCAAGAGAUAAAGGGAAAAUUUUAACAUAA
Molecule: messenger RNA, 1689 nt
Organism: Anastrepha obliqua
Lineage: Eukaryota; Metazoa; Arthropoda; Insecta; Diptera; Tephritidae
Product: facilitated trehalose transporter Tret1-like
Exons: 6
Coding region: 627-1565 (312 amino acids)
Biological process (GO): transmembrane transport
Cellular component (GO): membrane
Molecular function (GO): transmembrane transporter activity
Source: RefSeq, a predicted model, not a curated record